GCCCCUGCCCGCGCCUCCAGCGGAAGCCGGAAGCAAAGGUGGCCCCGCUAGCCCCGCGGCUCCGAACUCUGUGGUCUUAGAGGCUCCGCAGGAUGGGGGAGAAGAUGGCGGAAGAGGACAGGUUCCCCAAUACAACUCAUGAGAGUUUCAAUGUCACCCUCCACACCACCUUGGUUGUCACGACAAAGCUGGUGCUCCCGACACCCGCCAAGCCUAUCCUCCCGGUACAGACAGGGGAGCAGGCCCAGCAGGAGGAGCAGUCGAGUGGCAUGACCAUCUUCUUCAGCCUCCUCGUCCUAGCUAUCUGCAUCAUAUUGGUGCAUUUACUGAUCCGAUACAGAUUACAUUUCUUGCCAGAGAGCGUUGCUGUUGUUUCUUUAGGUAUUCUCAUGGGAGCAGUUAUAAAAAUUAUAGAGUUUAAAAAACUGGCAAAUUGGAAGGAAGAAGAAAUGUUUCGUCCAAAUAUGUUUUUCCUCCUCUUGCUUCCACCUAUUAUCUUUGAAUCUGGAUAUUCAUUACACAAGGGUAACUUCUUUCAAAAUAUUGGUUCCAUCACCUUGUUUGCUGUUUUUGGGACGGCGAUCUCCGCUUUUGUAGUAGGUGGAGGAAUUUAUUUUCUGGGUCAGGGGGUUUUUUUUUGUGUCUGUAUGUUUGUGUGUUUUAUUUUACAGGCUGAUGUAAUCUCUAAACUCAACAUGACAGACAGUUUUGCAUUUGGCUCCCUCAUUUCUGCUGUCGAUCCAGUGGCCACCAUUGCGAUUUUCAACGCACUUCAUGUGGACCCGGUGCUCAACAUGCUGGUUUUUGGAGAAAGUAUCCUCAACGAUGCAGUCUCCAUCGUCCUGACCAACACAGCUGAAGGUUUAACAAGAAAAAAUAUGUCAGAUGUCAGUGGGUGGCAAACAUUCUUACAAGCCCUUGACUACUUCCUCAAAAUGUUCUUUGGCUCAGCAGCGCUCGGCACUCUCACUGGCUUAAUUUCUGCAUUAGUGCUAAAGCAUAUUGACUUGAGGAAAACACCUUCCUUGGAGUUUGGCAUGAUGAUCAUUUUUGCUUAUCUCCCAUACGGGCUAGCAGAAGGAAUCUCACUCUCAGGCAUCAUGGCUAUCCUGUUCUCUGGCAUCGUUAUGUCACACUACACACACCACAACCUGUCCCCGGUCACCCAGAUCCUCAUGCAGCAGACCCUGCGGACCGUGGCCUUCCUGUGCGAAACAUGUGUGUUUGCAUUUCUUGGCCUGUCCAUUUUUAGUUUCCCUCACAAGUUUGAAAUUUCCUUUGUCAUCUGGUGCAUAGUGCUUGUACUGUUUGGCAGAGCGGUCAACAUCUUCCCUCUUUCCUACCUCCUGAAUUUCUUCCGUGAUCAUAAAAUCACACCGAAGAUGAUGUUCAUCAUGUGGUUUAGUGGCCUGCGGGGGGCCAUCCCCUACGCCCUGAGCCUGCACCUGGACCUGGAGCCCAUGGAGAAGCGGCAGCUCAUCGGCACCACCACCAUUGUCAUUGUGCUCUUCACCAUCCUGCUGCUGGGCGGCAGCACCAUGCCCCUCAUCCGCCUAGUGGACAUCGAGGAUGCCAGGGCACGCCGUAGGAGCAGGAAGGACGUCAACCUCAGCAAGACAGAGAAGAUGGGCAACACUGUGGAGUCGGAACACCUGUCGGAGCUCACGGAGGAGGAGUACGAAGCCCACUAUGUGCGCCGGCAAGACCUCAAGGGCUUCCUGUGGCUGGACGCCAAGUACCUGAACCCCUUCUUCACACGAAGGCUCACGCAGGAGGACCUCCACCACGGGCGCAUCCAGAUGAAGACCCUCACCAACAAGUGGUACGAGGAGGUGCGCCAGGGCCCCUCAGGCUCUGAGGACGACGAGCAGGAGCUGCUCUGACGGAUGGGGUGCCAUGGCUCGGGGCAGACGGCGCCGAGGACACGUGUGCCACCCACAGACGCCCCACGGGGGCCUCCCGAGGCACGCACAUCACGGCCUUCAGAGGGUGAGAGAGCAGGGUGAGGCCAAGGCCACAGAGUCUGCUCCCCCAGAGCCUUCCAGG
Molecule: messenger RNA, 2046 nt
Organism: Carlito syrichta (Philippine tarsier)
Lineage: Eukaryota; Metazoa; Chordata; Mammalia; Primates; Tarsiidae
Gene: SLC9A8
Product: solute carrier family 9 member A8
Exons: 17
Coding region: 93-1883 (596 amino acids)
Biological process (GO): proton transmembrane transport; sodium ion transport; regulation of pH
Cellular component (GO): membrane; Golgi apparatus
Molecular function (GO): sodium:proton antiporter activity
Source: RefSeq, a predicted model, not a curated record